CUUACUCUCAGAAAAAUGUGUGACAGUGAGUGUACGAUAAAAGUGAAAGUCUGUAUAAGGGUGAGAGUGUAGCACUCAAGUACACAGAUAAUGACAAGACAUUGAUGAACAAGCUCACUAUAUAUGAUGGGGAGAGCGCGUACACGCGCCUCUGUGCACAUAACCAGUGUAGCAAAGUGACAUUGCCUCCUCAUCAAGCUACACCACCACACACACACACUUGUUACAACGUUGAACCACCACACACUUGUUACAACGUUGAACCACCACACACUUGUUACAACGUUGAACCACCACACACUGUUACAACGUUGAACCACCACACACUUGUUACCAAGUGAUCCACAAUAUAAACGUCAUGACAGUCAGUACUUGAAAACUCUCACGGUGGAAGUUAUAAGAGUGAAGUGAACUUUCAAGCUAGAGGCUCAACCAAGAAACUCGUUGUUGGUGUUAGUGGCACUUUGAAAGAUCUAAGUGCCAGCAGGAGCAAGUGUGAGGAAGCUAAGUGCCAGCAGGAGCAGGAGCAGAGGCACAACAUCACUAUGAUGAAGCGAGGAGGACCAGCCAAGACUCGUACUGUCUCCUUCAGCGAGGACCAGCAGAGUGAAUUUGAGAGCCGGGAUGAUGGCCACCAUGGUACUCAGUGUUACUACGAGGAUGAUGACGAUAAUGGUUCCAUCACGUCACUACCCGCUGAGCUGCCUCCUCCUCCUGACGGUGGCUGGGGAUGGAUGAUCGUCGUGGUCUCCUUCCUCUGUAACGCCAUCGUGGACGGCGUCGCCUACUCCUUCAGUCCCUUCCUGGAGACUAUCUGUGAGCAGUUCGAUGCUCCCAAAGGCACAGUGGCUUGGAUACCAUCCCUCCUGGCUGGCGUCUACCUUAGUGCUGGUCCCAUUGUGUCAGCCUUGACCAACAAAUUUGGAUGUCGCUGUGUGUGUUGUGUGGGAGGACUCCUCGCAUCUUUCGCAUUCUUUCUUACAAUAUUUGCAAAUUCCGUUGAAUAUUUAAUGGUUUUGCAAGGAAUCAUAGGAGGACUGGGGUUUGGUCUCAUCUACCUGCCAGCUGUGGUCUGUGUGGGCUACUACUUCGAGUCCAAGCGUGCCAUGGCUACAGGAAUUGCUGUCUGUGGCUCUGGUAUCGGCACUAUGAUCUUCCCCCCGCUCCUCACUUACUUUAUUUCAGUGUUCACCUGGAAAGGAGCAAAUUUGAUCAUUUCUGCCAUUAUUCUUAACUGUUGUUGCUUUGGUGCCCUUAUGAGACCUCUAGAAGUGCCAAGGAUGAAGAAGAAAGAUCUCUUGCAACGACUGGCAGAGGAGAAGCGGGCAUACAUGGAGGCUGGAUCAUUCUGUGGCUCCUCUUACAUCACCUAUACUCACCCUGAUGGUACUGUGGAGAGACAACCCAAGAGAGCCAUGAAUGCAGACCCUGGAGUACAUUCACAUCUUAAUCUGUCUGGCUACCUUACCCCUGUACCAACAUCUUUAGCACUGCCUACCAUUCAGGAAACACAGGGCAGCACUCCACCUGACCAAGACUCACCUCUGGCUGCAUCUGAGAAGGAAAGUACCCCAGCAUCUCCCACUGCUGCUAACCAUGAACACUUAGAUGGUGGAGAUGAAAAGCAAAGUUUGGUCAAAGGGACAGAGGGUACUACAGUUGUGGCACCAGUCAUAUCACCUCGAGUUCCUGUUCCAUCUGCUCCUAUAAAGAUGCCACGUAACUGUUCCCAACCUGUUAUGGCUCAUGGUGCUUCUGGCUUGAUUCCUAAAAAUGGAUCUGUCCCUAACUUUGAAAGGAGAUAUUCAAGAGUGGAGUAUGCUAGUCAUAUGAAGGUGGUUCCUGCUACUCCCAAAGCAUCAUCAACAAAUUUACGUGCUCUAGGCUCUCAAGAGAUGCGUCGUAUGUCUGGAGGUUAUGGCCGAGUAAAUUCUAACAACUCGUUUAUUGAUCCUGAGAGUGGAAUACGCCAGAGACGUUCUUCAGCAAAGUCCAUGAUGCUUCGACCAAUGUCUCGUCAGGAUAUCUUUUACUCGGGCAGUAUUGCUAAUUUACGGGAGUUCAAGUCACAGGCAUCAAUGUUAUCAUACCGUGAAUCUGCCCUCAACCUGCAGGGAACCGGUGCUUCCAGGGUUGUUCUUGAUGCUCUUGAUGAACCACUAGAUGAAAAAGGUAAAAAGCUGGACUGCCUUCCUGAAUCAUAAGGGAAACCCCUCUCUCAGUUGAUGGACUUUCUUGCUCAAGAACCCAUCUUCUCUUGAUUUGGCGUAGCUAAUCUCUUUGGUAUGCUGGGUUUUCUAUACCACACCUUCAUCUACUUGAGUGACCCUGACAUCAAAAAAGGCAUUGCUCCAGAGCAUGCGACAUUCUUGAUCUCCCUCAUUGGUAUCACCAACACAAUUGGGAGGAUCAUUACAGGAUGUAUUGCUGACUUGCCUAAUGUCAGUCCUCUCUGGAUCAACAACAUUUGCAUCAUCCUUUCGGGUGUGUGUGUCUUCUUAACACCCUUUGCCAGCUCUUAUGGAUCCUUCGUUGCACUCUCGUUGUUCUUUGGACUGUUUGUGUCUCCGUUCAUCGCCCUCACCUCCAUCAUCAUUGUGGACCUGCUGAGUCUCAGACAGCUCACCAAUGCCUUUGGUCUUCUGUGUAUCUUCCGUGGCGUGGCUGGGAUCUUGGGCCCACCAGUGUCAGCCGCGUACAUCUCCCUCUCAUCCAUCAUCUUGGUACAAAUUCUCGGACUGUCGCAGCUCACCAAUGCCUUCGGGCUGCUCAUCCUCUUCCGUGGAUCUGCUUCCAUGGUGGGCGCACCCAUCUCAGGAAGUAUCUAUGAUGCCACAAAAAGCUAUGAUGUCUCCUUUUACUGUGCUGGUGUGCUGCUCUUUGUGUGUGCAGCUCUCCAUUGCAUUGUCCCAUUAGUCCAGCGAUGCUAUCAGGAUGAUAUGCCGGUGCGGUACACAACAAAUGAAGAGUACUUAGCAGCUGUGCCAGAGGAGGAAGAGAGUGACUCAGCUGGUGUGUCUCCAGAUACAGGAGAAGGUGUAGGCAUUGUUCUCGACAUCAAACCUAAAGACUCUACAAUCAUACUCCAAGAGUCAGGCGAAAAUAAAAUUAGGCUCGAUGCCACUCAGAAUGAAAAAGAAAAGGAGAAUGUCUCAUCUCUGUGAGCUAAUACAGGUUCUUGAAAAGUGUAUAGUCCAAUUAAAUACACUUUGACAUUCAAGAAGUAAUAUUUUGUUCAUAGAAAUCUUAGUUAAUAUAAUCUCACUGAGAAGAGAAGACUACUCAGUGUGAGCAUUCUUAUACUCAAGUGUUGGUUUAGGGGGAAAAAAUAAAUGGUUGCAAUACGAGAUGAAACUGAAUUGAUUUGCUUUAUAUUUUAAAGGUCUAUUGCAAUUAAUAAAUGCUAGUCUUUCAUUGUGUACAGUUUCAAAAACUUAACAAGUUAUAAGUGCUUGCAGAAAACUUUGUAACUUUGAGGUACCUGCUGAAGAUAAGGAAAUUUAUGCAACUAUUGAAAUAAAAUGGAUGUAAGUAUUAUUUGGUUUUGACACUGGAAUAUAUUGUGAACUUUGGGUAUUGUAAGCCACAUAUGUUAACUAAGUUAUUACAUCCAGUAUGCAGAAUACAUAAUAGGUUUUUAUCACGGAUUCUCAAAGCUAGUUGUGGAAAUAUUUACACUAGUGAUUUUUUAUUUAUCAAAAAUUAUUGGGAAAACUAAGAAAAUUAGGCCUUGCUACAACCUAUUCAGUUUAUUGUAAAAACAUUCCUUAAAUAUAGUGUAAUUUAAAUGAAUAAUCUUUUGAAGAAACUCAACUGUGACUACCUGACCUUCCAAAUAUUUUUUUAUAUAUAUAUAUAUAUAUACUGUACUGUAUAUAGAUUUUUUAUCAUAUAUGAUUUCAUAUUAAAUUUGUAUUUUUCUUAUCAGCUUGAGUUCACUAAAAUGUAAUGCAAAAGACCCUCUUCAUGUAUGCUGUGAUGUAGUGCAAAGUACGUAAUUGAAAUCUUCAAAAUCAGUAUCCUUGCGGUAAAAUGAAAAUGAUGUAAAUGGUCAAACAUCCUCUAUACAUAUACCAUCAGUUUAGGAAAGUAAGAAUUGUUAGCACUAGUUUGCACACCACAUGGUGUGGUCAUUUGCACACUUAUAGACAUUGUGUGCAGCACAAUCUUAAACACUGUUAACGGUUACUGCACAAAACACAGAGAACACUUGAGGCACAAGAAGGAUAAUCAUCAUUGUGUCAUGCUCUAUGCAUUAACAGGUCAGAGGAGUGGGAUAUACCAUUUAGCCUGAAAAACCUAAACUCAUCUUGGGGGGGGGGGAAGGGGAGGCACUGUCUUCUCUUUGGUGAGAGAUAAAACAAGUUAAAACAUUUGCUUCAGCAUAUAUGAAAGUCAGGAUACUUUGGGAUUAAUUUUGAUGACCCCACUUAUGAUACCAAAGAAAAGUCUGAGCAUACCUAGUAGAUUUGUUUAGGACAUCACAAAUAGUUAGAACACCCAAGCAGAAUAAGUUAAAUUACAAAUAUAUAGCUUGACAAAGGGUAUGAAAUAUGCAUAGUAACCAUCCCUUUUAGUUUUCCAGCAGUGGUGAGUAUUAAAGUACAGUAUAUACAAAUUACCAGUAGCUACCAUAUUUUGUUUAUGUGUCAUGCUGCUCUGUUUUACAGAAAACACAAUUUUAUUGUGUCCAUAAUAAUAGUUACUCUAGUUCUGUGUAAUGUAUUACAUUAGUACUGUAUAUGUGUUAAGAGUUUAUGCAUAUAAUGGCCAACUUUUUUAUAAGGUAAAACCUUAUAUCAAGAUUUUAAACUUUAACACAAGAGGGGGGCUUCUUUCCAGGUAAUAUUUUAUUGAAAGUAAAGUAUGGUAUGAAUGUAAAGCAUUUUUCAGAUUUACAAAAAAAAUGAAUUAUUUUUUGUUACCAUACUAUGCAAUCCAUUGUAUGGUAGGAAAACAGUGAAAAAUAUUUAUGCACUUACUAUAAAUUAACUUAUUGAUUAUGCUUGCAAGGAAAAUUGCUAAUUUUGCAGUGCAUCAAGUUAGUCAUGCAGUAAUAUCACUUAGGCAUUACAUGAUCUAUUUAUUGGCAUAUCAGUUUGUUUACAGUACUGUGCACUAUAUGAACAUUUAUUGAACAAAAUCAAGUUAAGUUAGUUUUAUAAACUAAACUGCAAUAAUACCACAUUUUAAAUGAAUGUGCAGUACACAAUAUUUGACUAUCUGCUAAUUCAAUUUUAAAAACUUUUGUGUUAUUUUUGUUGCAGAACAUUAUAUUUAUGAGUAAUAAUAAAAAUGAAAAGUACA
This is a messenger RNA of Cherax quadricarinatus, 5307 nucleotides long. The record is from RefSeq and is a predicted model, not a curated record. NCBI's taxonomy places the organism in Eukaryota, Metazoa, Arthropoda, Malacostraca, Decapoda, Parastacidae.